This is a messenger RNA of Aspergillus ruber CBS 135680, 456 nucleotides long. Its product is annotated as 40S ribosomal protein uS15. The record is from RefSeq and is a predicted model, not a curated record. The transcript is spliced from 4 exons. The coding region runs from base 1 to 456 and encodes 151 amino acids. Gene Ontology annotation, biological process: translation. Lineage: Eukaryota; Fungi; Ascomycota; Eurotiomycetes; Eurotiales; Aspergillaceae. Gene Ontology annotation, cellular component: cytosolic small ribosomal subunit; ribosome; nucleolus. Gene Ontology annotation, molecular function: small ribosomal subunit rRNA binding; structural constituent of ribosome.
AUGGGUCGUCUUCACAGCAAGGGAAAGGGCAUUUCGUCCUCCGCCAUCCCCUACUCUCGCACUCCCCCGGCCUGGCUCAAGACCACCCCCGACCAGGUUGUCGACCAGAUCUGCAAGCUCGCUAAGAAGGGUGCCACUCCUUCGCAGAUUGGUGUUGUCCUCCGUGACUCGCACGGUGUUGCCCAGGUCAAGGUUGUUACUGGUAACAAGAUCCUCCGUAUCUUGAAGUCGAACGGCCUCGCUCCCGAGCUUCCCGAGGACCUUUACUUCUUGAUCAAGAAGGCCGUCUCCGUCCGCAAGCAUCUCGAGCGCAACCGCAAGGACACUGACUCCAAGUUCCGCCUGAUUCUCAUCGAGUCCCGUAUCCACCGUCUGUCUCGCUACUACAAGACCGUCGGUGUCCUCCCCCCUACCUGGAGAUACGAGUCCGCCACCGCCAGCACCCUGGUCGCUUAA